AUGGAUGAAGGAUUGGGUGAUGAAGUGGCUUCAAUGGACAUGGCGGAGGAGGCACACCUCCGAGGUAAAGAGAUUGAGUAUUCCGUGAAACCACCUGAAAGCGCCAACUUGUUGGAAUCUCGUGAAAUGGAUGUAGCGGGUGUGGGUGAUUAUCCUGAGAGCUCAUUUCAUGUACUUGCCGAUAUAUUGGAAGGUAAGAAUGGAAAUAGGAGUGCAAGCCCUAUAGAUUUGUCCGAACAGCCAUGUUCUAGCCCUCGCUCUAUGGAUGAUGCUGGGAACAUGGUUGAAGAAUUAAUGGUGAGAAAUUUUGAUGCUUCAAACUUAGCCAUUGUUGGUACAUCAAAAAACAGGGAAAGGAUACAAACUAGGCAGAGUCAGUGGCCGCAUCUUUAUCAACUUGGAGGGGGAUCGGUAACUGGGAUUUCACGAAAUAAUGCCAUGUAUAGGGACAGUGGUCAAGCAAUGCUAGAUGUGCAGCACUCAUUUUCACCUGACGUUUUGGUUCAAAAAACCUUGAGCAAUCAAAGAAAUGAAGUCUCGGAACAAUUGGCACAUACUGACUUCAAAGGGUUGAGCUCGCAUGCUAGUAUCCGUACAAAGAUUCUAUCGAAAUCAGGAUUCUCUGAGUUUUAUGUCAAAAACACCUUGAAAGGUAAGGGGAUUGUUUAUAGAGGGCCACCACAUGAUAACUUGAAACUUCAGUCAAGAGACCAGAAUAAUGAAAGGGCAGCUGGUAGUGCUUUGGCAGCUUCUGAUACUCCUUUGAACUUGAGUGCUAAAACUACGAUGAUGCCUUCUUCGUAUGGUAUUGCUGGGCCAAGGCCUGGUGGUUCUGAUCAUGAUGGAGUGAGUUUGAGGGAAUGGCUGAAUGCUGGACGGCACAAAGUGAAUAAACUUGAGUGCUUGCAUAUAUUUAGACAAAUUGUUGAUCUAGUGGAUUAUUCUCACUCUCAAGGAGUUGCCUUGCCUGACUUGCGGCCAUCUAGCUUCAAAUUGUUGCAAUCGAAUCGGGUUAAAUAUAUUGGUUCAGCUGUCUGUAGAGAUAUGGUUGAAAGUGUGACGGGUCAAGAUACACCCUGCUCUGACAAUCAUGUGGUCAGGAGAAGGCUGUUAGAACAAGGAAUGUUUUCUUCUGUUGCUGCAUUCACAAAGAAGCAGAAGUUCAGUGAGAGCAUGAACUAUAUCAGUCGCUGGCCUCAGUUCUCUGCGAAAUAUAAUUUGAAAAUUGAAACUACAAGUGCCGGGGGCAUCAAUGGAACUGUUUCACUAGAUUCUCUAAAUGAAGCUACUGAACAUAACUGUAAUGCAGAAUAUGGAAUUCAGGCCAAGUCCAGCAGCCAUCAACUGUCUAAAACAGGCCAACGACAGUUGACAUCUAUUAGCGACCAGUUGGAAGAGAAAUGGUAUACAUGUCCCGAGGAGCUCAGUGAGGGGAUCUGCAGGAUUGCAUCAAAUAUUUAUGGUCUUGGAAUUCUGCUAUUUGAGUUGCUUGGUCGUUUUGACUCUGACAGAGCACAUGCGACAGCAAUGUCAGAUCUUCGUCACAGGAUUCUUCCUCCACGAUUUCUAUCAGAGAAUCCAAAGGAAGCUGGAUUCUGCCUUUGGCUACUUCAUCCCGAACCUUCUUCACGUCCAACUACAUGGGAAAUCCUACAGUCUGAAUUGAUUAAUGGAUUGCAAGAGGUGUCUGCAGAAGAACUGUCAUCCUCUAUUGACCAAGAUGAUGCUGAAUCAGAACUAUUGUUGCAUUUCCUUGUUUCAUUGAAGGAGUUGAAGCAGAAGCACGCCUCUAAGUUAGUGGAAGAUAUUAGAUGCUUGGAUACUGAUAUUGAAGAGGUUGGUAAGAGAAACUGCUCAAAGAAACACUUGCUCCAUUCUUGCUUAGAGAAUGACUAUAUAAAUGCAAGGCAACCUACCUCUGAGCAUAAAGAACCUUCCAGGUUGGAGGCAGUUUCUCAAGUAUCACCUGAUUUUAAGACAAAUGACAUGAGGUUGAUGAGCAACAUCAGUCAGCUUGAAAGUGCUUAUUUAUCCAUGAGAUCCAAAGUCCAGCUUGCUGAGAUUGAUGCUACCACUCGCCAAGAUAAGGACUUACUGAGAAAUCGUGAGAACUGUUAUUUAGCACAAGAGACUGAAGAAACACAGAAUACCACUGAUUGCCUUGGAUCCUUUUUUGAUGGUUUGUGCAAGUAUGCUCGCUAUAGUAAGUUUGAAGUACGUGGGCUACUAAGAACUGGGGACUUCAACAAUUCUGCAAAUGUUAUUUGUUCUUUGAGUUUUGACCGUGAUGCUGACUAUUUUGCUGCUGCUGGAGUAUCAAAGAAAAUAAAGAUAUUUGAGUUUAAUUCACUCUUUAAUGACUCUGUUGAUAUUCAUUAUCCGGUCAUUGAAAUGUCUAAUGAGUCAAAGCUAAGCUGCAUUUGCUGGAACAGCUACAUCAAGAGCUAUCUGGCUUCAACUGGCUAUGAUGGUGUUGUGAAGCUAUGGGAUGUGAAUACUGGUCAAGGGGUUUUUCAAUAUAAAGAGCAUGAAAAGAGAGCUUGGUCUGUGGACUUUUCUGAAGUAUAUCCAACAAAAUUAGCCAGUGGAAGUGAUGAUUGUUCUGUGAAGCUGUGGAGCAUUAAUGAGAAAAAUAGUAUAAGCACAAUCAGGAACAUUGCAAAUGUUUGCUGUGUGCAGUUCUCUUCUCACUCUACUCAUUUACUGGCCUUUGGGUCUGCGGAUUACAGAACCUAUUGCUAUGAUCUUCGGAACGUUAGAACCCCCUGGUGUGUAUUGGCUGGCCAUGACAAAGCUGUGAGCUAUGUUAAAUUCUUGGACUCUGAAACUCUGGUUACUGCAUCCACUGACAAUUCGUUAAAGAUUUGGGAUCUCAAUAAAACCAGCUCUAGUGGUUCAUCCACUGGUGCUUGCAGCUUAACCCUUGGUGGGCACACUAAUGAGAAGAACUUUGUGGGUCUAUCUGUUGCCAAUGGUUACAUAGCAUGUGGUUCAGAAACAAAUGAGGUUUAUGCUUACCAUGGGUCUCUACCUAUGCCAAUCACGUCUCACAAGUUUGGCUCAAUUGAUCCUAUUUCUGGAAAGGAGACAGAUGAUGACAAUGGGCAGUUUGUUUCAAGUGUCUGCUGGAGAGGGAAAUCAGACAUGGUGGUUGCUGCCAAUUCAAGUGGGUGUAUGAAAGUAUUGCAAAUGGUUUGA
Dovyalis caffra is the source of this 3198-nucleotide messenger RNA. The record is from the annotation of a GenBank genome assembly. NCBI's taxonomy places the organism in Eukaryota, Viridiplantae, Streptophyta, Magnoliopsida, Malpighiales, Salicaceae.